Messenger RNA from Tripterygium wilfordii, 2492 nucleotides. RefSeq names its product serine/threonine-protein kinase STY13. The transcript is spliced from 7 exons. The record is from RefSeq and is a predicted model, not a curated record. Gene Ontology annotation, biological process: protein phosphorylation. Gene Ontology annotation, molecular function: protein kinase activity; ATP binding. Lineage: Eukaryota; Viridiplantae; Streptophyta; Magnoliopsida; Celastrales; Celastraceae. The coding region runs from base 602 to 1726 and encodes 374 amino acids.
UGGCUACUGACCCUUCUCCCCUCCUUUUUCUUCUUUCUUUUUCUCUCCCACCCAACUUUUAAACCCUCGUCGGAGCAGACUCUAUCUCCGCUGAAACUCCACUGUUGUCCGUUCUCAGACCACACACAGUUGGUCGGUGUCGUAAUCUGGCUGAGAACGCCAUCUUUUGUCAUCCCGUCUAUGGUGGCUCUACUUUCUUUGGUUGGAUAUGAAAAGCUUUAGCGUCGACUGUAAGUUGCUUUAUUUGUCUAAUACUAUUUUACUCGCUAGGGUUUGUUUUCUAUUACUAUCGGACUUCGCGAGCUCGGAAGCGGAAAUUCUGCGAAGCUUCUCAAGCUGAGGUAUACCUUAUUGUUUUUCUCCGCAGUCAGAAGGAAUCGGUGAGGAUUUUGUUGAGUUUUAUUGAUGAUAAUCUGGAAGGUCGAUUUCAAAGGCGAUAGACUUGUGAUUAGAUGGAUUGAAGAUUUUGUGUUUGAAAUGUUGAUUUUGUUUACUUAGUUGAUUGAGAGUUGAGGACCUUGAGGUCCAUGAUCGUUAUUUGUAAAUAGCGUGAAGUGAUUGAGAUGAGAAAUUCGGGGCUUACUUGACUGUUGCAACUAACAUGAGUUGCUGCGAAAAGAACAGAGGAGGAGGGGAUUCGGAGCUCGAGCAGCCGGUUCUGCGGAGGUUUGUCGCGGAAGAACCAAGACUAGUUACGCAGAAUGGGUCGACCAGGGACCCGCAGUUAACAAUCGAUGAGAGUCUUUUGGUUGACCCGAAGUUGUUGUUUAUUGGGACCAAAAUUGGUGAGGGAGCACAUGGAAAGGUCUAUGAAGGAAGGUACGGCGAUCGAAUUGUUGCAAUUAAAGUUCUCAACCGUGGGAGCACUUCAGAGGAAAGAGCUGCUCUUGAAAGUCGUUUUGCUCGUGAAGUCAAUAUGAUGUCCCGCGUUAAACAUGAAAAUCUUGUCACGUUUAUAGGAGCUUGUAAGGAGCCAUUAAUGGUCAUAGUUACAGAGCUGCUACCCGGAUUGUCACUCCGGAAGUAUUUGUUUAGUAUUCGUCCAAAACAAUUGGACCUUCAUGUGGCUCUGAGUUUUGCCCUUGACAUAGCUCGAGCAACGGAUUGUUUACAUGCCAAUGGAAUCAUACACAGAGAUCUUAAGCCAGACAAUUUGUUGCUCACAGCAAAUCAGAAGGCCGUGAAGCUUGCGGAUUUUGGUCUUGCAAGAGAAGAAUCUGUGACUGAGAUGAUGACUGCUGAAACUGGGACUUACCGAUGGAUGGCUCCUGAGUUGUACAGUACUGUGACAUUGCGUCAGGGAGAGAAGAAGCAUUACAAUAACAAGGUUGAUGUUUAUAGCUUUGGAAUUGUCUUGUGGGAGCUGUUGACUAACCGCAUGCCAUUUGAAGGCAUGUCCAAUUUACAAGCUGCAUAUGCUGCUGCUUUCAAGCAAGAGAGGCCUAUUCUUCCGGAGGAUAUAUCCCCUGAUCUGGCAUUCAUUAUACAGUCAUGUUGGGUCGAGGAUCCUAACAUGAGGCCUAGCUUCAGCCAGAUCAUCCGCAUGCUCAACGCUUUUCAGUUUACACUGACACCACCAUUGCCAUCUGUGCCAAACACCGACUCUAACGAAGAAGGAGCGACUAGUAAUGGUAAUACUAUGGCUUUGAUAUCUGCUCGUGCAAGAGGGAAAUUUGCCUUUCUCAGACAGUUGUUCUCUGCUAAGAAAGCCAAGAACUCACAAUGAGCAGGUAAAGAUUAUGCUGUCAGGCGAAUCAAUUGGAACCUGUGAAGCUAAAUCAAGAUGUAGAAUGAUUUUCUUAUAGCAGAUAGAUCACAAGUUCUCUUCGACAUCAACUUGGAUUUGCCUCUCGGUAAGAUUCAGCUCCAAAUCUCACCUAAACUAGUACUUUCAAUCUUUGGCACGCCUCCAAAUAUAUAUACCUUAUUAAGUAAUUAUGGCUCUUGUCCUGGUUGGAUUUGUUGUGAUUGUCAAUAUGUGACACAGGGCUGUGUUAGCUCGGGGCCGUCAUGGUUUUGUAGUCUGAUAGCGUAGCGCCCUUGGGGAUGACUUUAAUCUUGCUCGGAUGUACCAUUGACCUCUCUCUGAUACAUAAAUAAAUAAAUAAAUAAAGCUUUCUUCCGACAUGGCAAAAUGAUAUGAAAUGUAUAAAAAAAUUUCUUCUGAAGGUGCAAACUAAUUACUCACAACUGGGCACAGCGACCAUUAGCUUGGAUAAGUGCUCAUUGUGAGUUAGAUUUUUUAUUGGAAUCCAUUUAAGGUGUCUUGGACCUCUUGGUACCUGUUGGAUGGAAGGAUUUCUGAGGAUAUUUGCAUGCCUGAGUUGUUUUUCUUUCGGCCUCAUGAAUAAGAGUGCUUCAAGGCGAAGUUUCACAUGCUGCACCAGUAUGUCUGUGUUUCUUUUCCCCGGAGUUACCAGUAUGUAUGUCGCCUUAUACUCUUGAAAAUGAACUAUCCUAAUUCAUGAUAUAAAUACUGUAUGAUUGAUGGA